This is a messenger RNA of Gamsiella multidivaricata, 1508 nucleotides long. Its product is annotated as origin recognition complex subunit 4 C-terminus-domain-containing protein. The record is from RefSeq and is a predicted model, not a curated record. Lineage: Eukaryota; Fungi; Mortierellomycota; Mortierellomycetes; Mortierellales; Mortierellaceae. Gene Ontology annotation, cellular component: nuclear origin of replication recognition complex; nucleus. Gene Ontology annotation, biological process: DNA replication initiation; DNA replication. The coding region runs from base 154 to 1470 and encodes 438 amino acids. Gene Ontology annotation, molecular function: DNA replication origin binding; ATP hydrolysis activity. The transcript is spliced from 7 exons.
UCGGACUCGAGGAACAAUACAAGUACGGAUACCAGUCUACGCUUUUCAAUUGGAUGGUUUUAAAGUCGCACACGGAGAUCCUUUAUUUGAUUCUUCAGUUUCUCAAAGAUAAGAUAUCCUGAUCUACUCAUCCAUAGGAAAGUCCAUGGCUUGAUGCGGCGGACGAUUGAAAUGGGCGAAAGCAACUCCUGUCUGAUCCUAGGACCUCGAGGCACUGGAAAGACAAUGCUCGUUCGCCAGGCAUUACAGGAGAUCGAAAAGCAAUUCAGGAUAGACAUCAAUCGGACCACGGAUCAUAAUAUGGAUAUGGAUGUUGACGGACGCAAAGAAUUCAUGGUCAUCCAUCUCAAUGGAAUGGUCCAGACAGAUGAUAGAAUGGCACUGAAGGAGAUCAUGCGACAGCUUUCACGGGAAGGCGAGUCGGAAAUGGGAAACACCAAUACAUCAUUCUCGGACUCGCUUCCCUCAUUACUCACGUUUUUGAAGGCUGGAACGAAAGAGCAAUAUCCGAUUAUUUUUAUCCUGGACGAGUUCGAUCUGUUUGCGCAACAUACGAAACAAUCUCUGCUUUACAACCUAUUCGACGUGGCACAGAGCGCAGAGUGGCCAAUUGCUGUCAUUGGCGUCACUUGUCGUAUGGACGCAUUGGAAUUACUAGAGAAGCGCGUCAAGUCGAGAUUCUCGCAUCGGCAUUACUAUACGUUCCCACCUAGCGCCUAUCACGACUAUGCGGAGGUCUGUCAGAAUGCCCUCUUGCUAUCGCCCGCAGAUUUGGAGAUUCAAUCGGUGGAAGGAAUGCUCAUGGGCGAAGAUCUCGAAGACAAAUUGAUAUUCAUGAACGAAUUCAACCGUCGCGUGAAGAUGCUGUUUGAAGAUGGUGGAUUUUCAAAGGUCGUGCAGCGGAUAUACGAUCUAAUGAAGGAUGUCCGAGGGUUCUAUCGCCUCUGUUUUGGACCAGUGGCAGAACUUUCAGAAACACACCCCUAUUUGCAGCCCUCCCAGUUCUACGAUUCGGGUUUGCAGCAGCGGGUUGAUAACAAAACCGAGCUGCUCAAGGGCAUCUCGCUGCUGGAGCUGUGCCUGCUGAUUGCAAUCAAGCACCUUGUGGAGCGGGAAACAAUUACGUUCAACUUUGAAAUGGUGUAUGAUGAGUACAAAGAUUUUAUGGAUAUGGCUGUCGUGCGUGGAACAGCGUCGAGUUCGUUGGGCGUCCAGGGCAUUAGCAGCGGAGGGACCGUUACCACGACCGAGACCGUAUCCUUGAGACUCUACAAGAAGGCCGUUGCACUAAAGGCUUUUGAACAUCUGGUGGAGGCAGAGCUGCUGCGGCCCGCAGACUCGUCCGGUAAGGGCCCAAAAGAGUACCGGAUGGUGCGCGUGAUGCUGGACUCGAGCCAGAUCUCGGACGUGGUGUUGAAGCAUCGGGAUUGCCCCACGGUAGUUGCCCGCUGGGCGGCACGGCGGCAGUGAGCAAGAGCAAAAUAAAAUGGAAACUUUAUGAGAGCGAG